This is a messenger RNA of Pocillopora verrucosa, 657 nucleotides long. NCBI's taxonomy places the organism in Eukaryota, Metazoa, Cnidaria, Anthozoa, Scleractinia, Pocilloporidae. The record is from RefSeq and is a predicted model, not a curated record.
AUGGCGAAGAAAGACACCAAACUGCGGCAAUCUAUCCCAGUGCACAAGCGAGUAGCGGUAGCAUUAUGGCGGCUAGCAACGGGCGACACAUACCGAUCUUCAGGACUACAAUUCGGUGUUGCUGAUGUGUCAUUUCGAUUUCUCAAUAUAAGUGCAGGCUAUCCUGGUAGCAUUCAUGAUGCGCGUGUUCUUCGUUUAAGCAAUCUGCACAGGGAAAUUGAACAAGGCAACUGGCUGAACAGGCCUACAAGACAAAUUUCUGGUUCCGAAAUUAGACCUUUGCUUGUUGGAGACUCAGCAUAUCCCUUAUCUGUUUGGUUAAUGAAGCCUUUUAAGCAAACACGUACGUUAAGUGAACGACAACUGCGGUUUAAUCGUGCUCUCAGUCAAGCCCGUGUUGUUAUUGAACAGGCCUACGGAAUCUUGAAAGGGCAGUGGAGUUGCCUUUACAAGGCAAUGGAAGAAAAGACAAGUAUAGUGGCCAUCACGAUCUUGGCAUGCUGUGUUCUUCACAAUAUUUGUAUCGAUGUGGGAGACCCUAGCCCCAUAGACAUAUUGGGAGAUGACGACGAUGACAUGGAUCAAAGUUUAAAUGGAGACGUAUCGCCAAUUGCAUCUGAUGUUAGAGACAAAAUUAUGGACUAUUUACCAGCUUAG